GCCUGUUCUCAGGCGGCCGGAGCCCAGCGUGGUCCUGGUCGCCGGAGGCGUGAGGCUGGUGUGAGGCUCGCGGAGCGGGCGCGGCAGCCCCGCGGCCUCCCAGGCAUGGCCGGCAGGGUCCGCACCGCUGCCGUCUGGGUGAGUGGGGCUUCCGCUCGCCCCGGGAGGGCUGCCCGCGCGUGGCGGCUCGCUGGGUCUGCCGUGGAGGACCGUGCUUCUUGCCGCCGGACUGCGCUCGCCUGCAGUCUCCUUUCUGUCCACCGAGGCUCGAGUUACACGGGUAGUCAUCGUCUUCCAGUUUCUCCCACCCUCGCUCACUGCGUCUUGUGCACCUGCUGGCUAACUUUUGCGUCAGUUUGUCCUGGGUCUGUCGCCGCCGCGGCAAGUGCCGAGUGCGGAGAUGGGCGCGGGUGGUCUGCGGGGCUUGGUGGACGAGGAAAGCCUCGGCACGGUGGUCGGUGCUGGUGAACCGGCUGCGUCAGGUUCCUCCUCUCCAGGAAGGAGAGCACUCACGUAACAUGAUCACAGAGCUCCAAUGUCAGGAACCUGUCCUGUGCCAAGGGACCCCCAGCCAGAGACCUCUCCUGGGAGCAACUGGUCAGGGGCAGAAGAGCCCCAGGACAAAGCAAGUCCUAGAGUGGCUGUUUAUUUCCCAGGAGUAUCCAGAAACCAAGUCCUGGGCUCCGCUCUCCUUCCUGGACGUGUGUGUGGAGUUCUCCUGCGAGGAGUGGCGGCUGCUGGACCCAGCGCAGAAGUGCCUGUACCGGAGUGUGAUGCUGGAGAACUACUGCAACCUGGCGUCCCUGGGGUAUCCACACUCCAUACCUGAUGUCGUCUUCAGGUUGGAACAAGAAGAGCUAUGUGUGGUGCAGGCCCGGAGCCCAGGCCAAGCCCACCCAGACAAAAUCUGGGAAAUUGAUGAUCAUACAGAGUGGCAACAGGAGAACCAAGGCAAGCCAGGAAGCAUGGCAAAAAACUUUGAAUGCACUGCAUUUGGAGAAAUGUGUCUUCUUAGUACAAGUUAUGCUUCUUCGAGACAAAAUGUUCAUAAAUGUGGCACACAUGGAGAGAUGUUGAACUAUAAUAUAGAUUUCACUACUAAUUAUGCUGGAAAGAAUCCUGAUGGGUUUCACUUACAGGGGGGAUCAUUAUUUCAUUCUAAACAUGAGCAAACUGUUACUGGAAUUACACACUGUGAAAAUAAUGAAUCUGGGAAAACCACAAACAAGAAGUCACCACUUAUAUGUCAGCAGGUGCAUCAGGGAGAGAAGACCUUCAGCAGCAGGUCAUACUUUAUAGUGCAUCAACAAACCCAUGGGGAAGAGAAAACCUGUGAAUGCAGUGGAUGUGGGAAGGCCUUCAGCAGUAAGGCAUACCUCAUUGUAUGCCAUAAAACCCACACAGGAGAGAAAUUACAUGAACGCAGUGAAUGUAGGAAAGUUUUUGAUUUCAGUUCACAAUAUCAGAGGCUUUGCCUAGGCAGCGAUUCCCAUGAAUAUCAUGAAUGUGGAAGUGUCUGCAGAAAAGACCAUUUCAUUUCCCACCAGAGGACUCAUGCAGAACAAAAACCCUAUGGGUGUGACAAAUGUGGGAAAACUUUUGGUUUGAAGUCACAGCUCAUUAUACAUCAAAGAACUCACACAGGAGAGAAACCAUAUGAGUGCAGUGAAUGUCAGAAAGCCUUCAAUACAAAAUCAAACCUUGUGGUACAUCAGAGAACUCACACAGGAGAGAAGCCCUAUGUCUGUACUGACUGUGGAAAAGCCUUCACAUUCAAGUCACAACUCAUUGUACACCAGGGGGUUCACACCGGAGUAAAACCUUAUGGGUGCAGUGAGUGUGGGAAAGCCUUCAGUUUGAAGUCACAGCUCAUUGUGCAUCAGAGAAGUCACACAGGAGUGAAACCCUAUGUGUGCAAUGAAUGUAGCAAAGCUUUCAGGAGCAAGUCCUAUCUCAUCAUACACAUGCGGACACACACGGGAGAGAAGCCACAUGAAUGCAGUAGUUGUGGGAAAACCUUCAGUUUUAAUUCACAGCUCAUCAUACACCAGAGGAUUCAUACAGGAGAGAGUCCCUACAAGUGCCAGGAAUGUGGAAAAGCCUUCAGUCGGAAAUACCAGCUCAUUUCCCACCAGAGGACUCAUGCAGGACAAAAACCCUAUGGGUGUGACAAAUGUGGGAAAACUUUUGGUUUGAAGUCACAGCUCAUUAUACAUCAAAGAACUCACACAGGAGAGAAACCAUAUGAGUGCAGUGAAUGUCAGAAAGCCUUCAAUACAAAAUCAAACCUUGUGGUACAUCAGAGAACUCACACAGGAGAGAAGCCCUAUGUCUGUACUGACUGUGGAAAAGCCUUCACGUUCAAGUCACAACUCAUUGUACACCAGGGAGUUCACACUGGAGUAAAACCCUAUGGGUGCAGUGAGUGUGGGAAAGCCUUCAGUUUGAAGUCACAGCUCAUUGUGCAUCAGAGAAGUCACACAGGAGUGAAGCCCUAUGUGUGCAAUGAAUGUAGCAAAGCUUUCAGGAGCAAGUCUUAUCUCAUUAUACACCUGCGGACACACACAGGAGAGAAGCCACAUGCAUGCAUCGAAUGUGGGAAAUCCUUCAGUUUCAAUUCACAGCUAAUUGUGCAUCAAAGAAUUCACACAGGAGAAAAUCCCUUUGAAUGCAGGGAAUGUGGGAAAGACUUUAAUAGGAAAGACCAACUCAUCGCACAUCAGCGAACUCAUGCAGGGGAAAAGCCGUAUGUAUGCAGUGAAUGUGGGAAAGCCUUUAGCAGCAGGUCAUACCUCAUUAUACACAUGCGAACUCACUCAGGAGAGAAACCGUAUGCAUGUAAUGAAUGUGGGAAAGCCUUCAUUUGGAAGUCACUACUCCUUGUGCAUGAGCGAACUCAUGUUGGGCAAAACCCUUACAAAUGCAAUCAGUGUGAGAAAUCCUUCAGCGGGAAGUUACGGCUUCUCGUACAUCAGAGAAUGCACGCAAGAGAGAGACCGUAUGAGUGUAGUGAGUGUGAGAAAGCCUUCAUUAGGCAAUCUCAGCUUAUUGUACAUCAGAGAACUCACUCCGGAGAGAAACCCUAUGGAUGCACUGAAUGUGGAAAGACCUUCUCUCAGAAGUCAAUUCUCAGCGCACACCAGAGGACACAUACAGGAGAGAAACCCUGCAAGUGCCCUGAGUGUGGGAAAGCCUUUUGUUGGAAGUCACAACUCAUUAUGCAUCAGAGGACUCAUGCACAUGGGAAACAUAUUGAUGCAUUUCAUAUCAGAAAAUUUCUCUCAAAAGUCAAUUCACAAGGGAUACCAACAAAGUCAUAUAAAAGAGAAACUCAACUGGAAUCAUCUCAUAUGCAAGAAAACUCAUAUUGAACAGAAACCUUUUCAAUGGUUGGCAUAUGCCAGGAAUCCACAGUAAUCUACAAAAAGCUAUUCUUUAUACUCACAAAUACUAGGGAUAUACACAAGAAUGCUAAAAAUUCAGCAACCCUCAAUGUUUUCAGGAGCAGAUCUUUUAUUAUUUUUAAAUGGAUCUCACUCAGUUGCUCAUACUCUGGGCUCAGGUGACCCUCCUGCCUCUGUCUCUUGAGUAGUGGGGACUAUACCUGGCUUCAGUCUAUACUUGUGGGAAACCAUAUGUGUGAGAUGAAUGCUGGCAGGUUGUCUUAGUCCAUGGUAAAGUUCAUGGAUAAAGCUUUGUGAGGAAAUGAAUGUGGAAUGGACACUGCUGACAUUCAUCAAUUAUUACUCAUUAGGAUUUUAAUAAAAUAGAACCAGUGAAUGGAAGAACUAUCAAAAUUACAAACAUUAGGUAUCAGGAGUCCAUACCUUAGAGGAUCAUGCUGUACAUUAUGAUUUCUUCAUCUAGAAAUGGCCAGCUUCUAGCAAUAAUAAUAGUGGUGAUGAUGUAGAAAUGAAGAUUUUGAUGUAUCACAUGAGGGGGAAGCCUUAGCAGGAAGGGUCGCCUUAGCAGGUGUCAGAACCUUCAUUCUAAAAUGCCUGUUAUUUCAUUUAAUAUGGAAAUUUUCCUUUAGAAAUAAUUUUAAGGGAAAUUAUUUUGCAGAUGUUCCAUUUUUUGUGAAGAUUGGAGAAAAUACUCAACUUUGAAUGGUAAUAGGAUAUAAGGUUUUUUAGUGUGUUCAUGUAAUAAUCAGGAUUUCAAUAAGAAAUACAUCCCAAGACCCACAGAAAUGAUUUAAAUAUCUUCCUAUAAGUGUUACUUCAUAUGGAUUUUGUCUAGUUGGAUAUUUUAUUUAGGAAAGCCACGUGUGAAACAUAGAUAACAUAUAAAGUAUCACCUACCAAAUGUUUCUGUUUCUGAGUAAAUACAACUUGUUUUUAGAGAACUGUGGCUAAUUAAAAGUGAGUUUUUAACAAUACCACAAGUACUUCCUGUCAUUUUCACCCUUUGUAAGCAGUGCUAGCAGCUAACUCAGUCACGGAAAUCAGCGUGGUGCUCAUCCCAUGAUGAGCUAGAUGUUCUGGCUGGAACAUCUUGAUUUCUUUUACAAGGAGUAACCCUCAUAGUGUAGGACUCAUGACGUGACCACCAUUCAGGGUGUCCUGCAUGAUCACUAAGGUCGGCUGAAACUCCACAUUUUCAGUAAAAUUCUCAAGAACAGAAAAGCAACCUGAGCUUUUGUCCUGUGGUGCAUCUUGAUGUGGUUGUUCCUUCUGCUUAGAUUUGCAUGAACAGCUUUAGAGAAUGUCAUUUUGCCUAGUCACUUAUAUUCAAGUUGAAUUAUUUGGUAUCCUUUUUAAUACAUUGGGUAAGCUAACCGUGUGUGUGUGUGUGUGUGUGUGUGUGUG
Messenger RNA from Sciurus carolinensis (gray squirrel), 4808 nucleotides. RefSeq names its product zinc finger protein 268 (gene Znf268). Gene Ontology annotation, biological process: regulation of transcription by RNA polymerase II. NCBI's taxonomy places the organism in Eukaryota, Metazoa, Chordata, Mammalia, Rodentia, Sciuridae. The record is from RefSeq and is a predicted model, not a curated record. Gene Ontology annotation, molecular function: DNA-binding transcription factor activity; RNA polymerase II cis-regulatory region sequence-specific DNA binding. Bases 519 to 3371 code for a protein of 950 amino acids. The transcript has 5 exons.